AUGACAGAACAGCUUCGCCGGACACACAUCAAAGCAUCGAAAGCCUGCACAGAUGUAUCGCAAGUCUUUCAAAGCACGUUCGAGGACCGCAGCGGUGAGAAGGAACACACGGUUCACCAGAAUGACCGCGACGUUGGCGCCCACCAGUUGGUCACACUCCCCAACACGACCGAUACAAACAAAACUGACAGCAGGAUUCAUCUCGAGGAUCAGGACAUAUAUCAACAUCGUGACACUAUGACCCACGCACCCUCACAAGGGCAUUCCGAUAAUCUCCUCACACCAAGUCUGCACACACGCCAUCGUCGGCGGCGAGAAGAGAUGGACAGUUUGUCCACGGUGGAAUGCACACUAGGAGAUCUUGCUUUCUCUGCAUGUGAUGUACCACAAGUUGAGUUUCAGCUGAAAGUGACCUUUCCACCAGAGCAGUUGCUUCCACCCGCCUGCACAAAUGAAAACAUCCAAUUCUGCCGGAAUGGUGAAUUCUGCGAGCGUAUCCGAAACUACGCAGUCCACGUUCUCAUUCGCGAAGGUGUUGACAUGUCUCAGUUCCAGUGCCUCCUUGAUCAGCCAAUUUGGGAUCGUGUACAUUCCAUGGAGGUCAUAGGCCUUCCACAGGAAGAGGUUCCGCUCGAUUUGAUCUUUACAACCAUGACAUCCCUUGCAGAGUUGACGCUGUAUCGUGGUGCGCUCACCAGUUUCACGGCUCCCGAGGAAGAUAGCACAUAUGCCCAAUUACACACCUUGAACGUGAGUGACAACGCUUUAACGGACUUGAGUAAUGUCGUCAAGCGCCUUCCAAAUUUGGAGAUGCUCGUUGCUGAGGACAAUCCUCUGUCUUCGCUGCCAGCGGGCUCAUUUGGCGCAACCCCAAACAUGAAGACAUUGGAUCUGACAAACUGCGGUCUAACCUCCAUUGAAGCAGCUGCGUUUCGGCCUCUGGGUCAACUGCUGGUGCUUGAACUUGACCAGAAUCAGCUUACCAGCAUCCAAAGCACACUGCUGACGCCCCUCACCAACCUGAACACACUCCUGCUGGAUGGUAAUCCUUUGGUUACCUUGCCUGACGAUACACUCAGCAAGCAGACACAGUUGCAGGUAUUGAGCCUGCAACGCACACCUCUUGCAUCCUUUCCCGAAAACUUGUUCGCCGCCACAUCUGUUUUGGAGCGGUUGCAGUUGGAUCAUUGUCGACUGACCACCCUGCCUCCAAAGAUUUUUUCAAACUUGAGCGCGUUGAAAGCAUUGCACCUCGCUUACAACCUCCUGGAACAACUGCACAGGAACACGUUUCAAGGCUUAACCCAACUGGAAUUAGUCUUCCUUCAGGGAAAUGCGCUGACAGCCGUUGUUUCGGGAACCUUUGACGGCCUCAUUGCACUUCAAGUUCUGAACCUCGACCAGAAUCAAAUCAGCCAGUUGCCCCAAACGUUGCUGGCCGACUCUCCACAACUUCAACACUUCAGUCUGGCCAACAACAAUGUGCCCAUGCUUCCAUUGACGGUCUUACACAGCGCAGCGGAGCUGAAACGCCUGCAUGCACCCAACAAUCGCAUCACACAGCUUGAUCUCUCCCGAUUGAGCAAACUUACAUUUGUCUACAUGAAUGGCAAUCCGAUACGCAACUUGUCGGGCGUGCAUCAUCUUAUCGAAGUGGAAACAUUCAGUAUUAAUGGCCACGAGCUGCACGAGGUUCGUCUUGAACAUUUUGUCAACAAGCCCAAACUUGUGACCUUGCAGAUCGCAGCUGGCAGUGUACAGUCGCAAGCGCGGCUCGUGUCGCCUGUCAUCAACAGUGAAGAAGAAAAGGUCGCGAUUCAGGAAAACUUUCAGCAUCUCACGACGCUGGAUUUGCGUAAUCUAGAAGUUGAUGAUCUUUCUCCAUUCCUCCUUGCAACCCUUCAAUCGUUUGGCAUGGGGUGGCCUCGUAUGGAAGAUGGUGAUUUGUUGCACUCGAUUGUCGAGUCCCUGGCAUCAAACGUGCAGGAGUUCUUUCUCACCAGAACACUCCUCACCAAUGUCACCCUUCCAGCAGGCAGAACGUUUGAAGCUGUGCACUUGGAGCUGAAUGAGCAGAUGUUAUCUGUGGAUAUUGAUUCGAACGUUGAGUAUUUGAAUGUAUCAUACUGCCCGCGCCUGACAAGACUUGUGGCUCAGAAAGUGGACACACUGGAUAUCAGCGGCACACGCAUCCCGCUCUCUGAUAAAAUGUGUGCCACCCAAGGCCGCAGUCGCCUUUUCGCUCGAGGUUUGCUCAGUGGAACCAUUGCUCGGGACGAUCUCGUGAUAAGAGACAUGCUGCGUCGCUGCAUGGAGCAGGCAUCAGUGAUUGACCUGAGCGGCAAUCGGCAGCUGCGUAGCUUGAUGGCAGUUCGCGUCGGCACGCAGGAGACACUCGGUGUGUCUUCCACAGCGUUGACCACGAUUGGCGGCGAUGAAAUUCCAGUUCGGGACACGAUUCCCAUUCUGGCAAUGCAGAAUGCUCCAAUUGCCUGCAAUCUGCAACUGCAGAGUUUGCGUGCCUUGCGCUCCCAGGCAGAGUUACCAACCACAGAGGUCAUCUUUAGCCACAUUUGUGCGUGCGCAAGCGGGUUUCACCACAGCAAGGGUGAAUGCCACCGCACGAAAUCGCCUGUGCUCGGGAUUGCACUGGGCUCUGUCUUCGCCGUAUUGCCGGUGUGCAUCUUUUACCUCACUCGACUGUGUUAUAGGAGGCGUGUGCGUCACUUGCGCAGCCAACGCGAUCUUGGUCAAGCCCUGCUGGAUGAACGAGAGGCAGAGGUGAUUGCACUGCGUUCUGUGUGGCAAAUCAAAUUUGAUCAAGUUCGCCUCAUUCGACGCCUGGCAAGCGGUGCCUAUGGUGUCGUGUUUAAGGCUGAAUGGGAUUCCAUCAUCGUUGCUGUGAAGGUGCUGAAGCAACCGAGUGUUGACUUCUUUGAUGAUGGGAUGGAAGCUGAGUUUGAAAAGGAAGUCGAAUUUCUCCAACGAACUCGUCACCAGCACGUGGUUCGCUUCUUUGGUGCGGGGCAAACGCCAGAGAACACGCCCUUCAUGGUGCUUGAGUUUGUUCCGCUGGGCUCCUUGAAGGACUUGUUGAAGCGCGACUUCGAGGAACUGCUGGCCGACUACGCCAACCAAAUGACUCAGUCUGAGGAGGGUGGCGAUGACAACUUUGCAGAAGCCGCCCCGCUGGUGAACGAGGAGGAAGAGCACGAACUGGUUGUCGUGACCACAUCAUCGGCAUCAGCAGAAGACGUCGAUGUGGCGUCGGUCUGGGAGCUGAAGAGACGCCUCGCCCAUGACAUCGCAAGUGGCAUGGCAUUCAUCCAUAGCCUUGAUCAGAUGCACAGAGAUCUGAAAAGCGGCAAUGUGCUUGUGUCGAGCAAGCUCCGUGCCAAAAUUUCGGACUUUGGCACCAUUCGUCAGCGGCUCAGUGCAGAGACAACACGCACAGAGGCACCGGCUGAUAUGGCCUACUCACAGCACGUGGGUGCACAAACACUUGGUCUCACACUGACGGCUGGGGUGGGCACUCCACUGUAUAUGGCGCCAGAAGUCCUCGUUGGCAGUGUGUAUGGCCGAAAGGCUGACGUGUUCAGCUUUGGUGUGCUCAUGUGGGAAAUCGCAAACCAGAAAGUGCCUGACCUGAUUGCACAGGAGGUGCCAGGUUUUCGUGGGCCGAUGUUCACGAAGCUUCUUGACCUUCUGAAUGAUGGCAAACGGCUCGUGUAUCCGGCCCCGUCAGAAACGACGAGUGCGCUAGCGGCGCCUGAAUGGUACAGGGCGUUGUCCUUGGAGUGCAUGAGCCAAGUUCCGUCGCACCGACCAACCUUUCAAGAGCUGCGCACUGCUCUCCUGUGAUUUGUCUCAAGAUGAGCAAAGGGGAAGGUAACAAGAGUCGUUGAGAGACCCGGUUGAGAUGAGUGGUUCUGUUUUCUUCACGCGUGUAGUGAUAUGGGA
This is a messenger RNA of Salpingoeca rosetta, 3960 nucleotides long. Its product is annotated as TKL protein kinase. Gene Ontology annotation, molecular function: protein kinase activity; ATP binding; protein binding. NCBI's taxonomy places the organism in Eukaryota, Choanoflagellata, Craspedida, Salpingoecidae. Bases 1 to 3861 code for a protein of 1286 amino acids. Gene Ontology annotation, biological process: protein phosphorylation. The record is from RefSeq and is a predicted model, not a curated record. The transcript has 4 exons.